Amaranthus tricolor (Joseph's coat) is the source of this 645-nucleotide messenger RNA. RefSeq lists its product as uncharacterized. Bases 1 to 645 code for a protein of 214 amino acids. Lineage: Eukaryota; Viridiplantae; Streptophyta; Magnoliopsida; Caryophyllales; Amaranthaceae. The record is from RefSeq and is a predicted model, not a curated record. The transcript has a single exon.
AUGAUUUUUGGAGGAUACACUGAAGAAUAUCCUACCAUCCGCGCUGCAAGAAAUAGUGUCCACACUCUGCUAAAAGGGCCCCCGAAAGCCUCAUCAAGUGCACCGAUCAUGAGGUUCGAUGCCACGACCUCCCAAACGCUGCAACAACCCCAUACUGACCCUCUAGUGGUCACCCUCAAAAUCGGGCAAAUGAAAGUCAAGAGGGUACUCGUAGAUACCGGAAGCACGGCUGAUCACACAACAAUGGAGUGCCUAAGAAAAAUGAAGUUCGAAGAAAAGCACUUACAACCCGUUGACAAACCACUGAUUGGGUUUGGGGGAAGUCAAGUCAUCCCCCUAGGCACGAUCAUUCUCCCCGUGCGGGUGGGGGAAAGAUAUGAAAGCAGAACCAUGCCCAUACGAUUCACGGUGGUGGAUCUCACCUUUCCCUACAACGCUGUCAUGGGGCUUCCGCUCAUCAACAAGAUCAAAGCCGCAAUCUUCCCUCAUCAACUCUUACUAGAAUUCGAGCGGGAUGAUGGACGAGUGGGUAUCCUCAAAGGGGAUCAGGUGACGGCAUGCCAAUGCCUCAUCAACACCCUAAACGAGGAACUUCCAUCACCCCAUCCAAAAGGGAAAAGGAAGAAGAGUCCCCCAGUGUCAUGA